Medicago truncatula (barrel medic) is the source of this 1455-nucleotide messenger RNA. Its product is annotated as serine/threonine/tyrosine-protein kinase HT1. The transcript is spliced from 6 exons. Bases 1 to 1245 code for a protein of 414 amino acids. Gene Ontology annotation, molecular function: ATP binding; protein serine/threonine kinase activity. The record is from RefSeq and is a predicted model, not a curated record. Gene Ontology annotation, biological process: protein phosphorylation. Lineage: Eukaryota; Viridiplantae; Streptophyta; Magnoliopsida; Fabales; Fabaceae.
AUGUCACUCCCAUCAGUCCAAAACACUAUGCUCCUUUUCCAACUCUCACUCGAUAAUUCUUCUGAGCUUGAUGAUGGUUUUGUCUUUGAUAUUCAUCCUAGUUUGCUUGUGGACUGUCGUAAACUAAUCAUUGGUGAAAAGAUCGGCGAAGGAGGAUACUCUUCUGUAUACAAAGGAUGGUAUGAAAAUUGUCCUGUAGCUAUUAAGGUUAUACUCCCAGAAAAAACAAAUGAUGCUACACCAGAAGAAUGUAAGGCCAGCUUUCAGAAGGAGGUGAACCUUUUAUCUAGGAUUCAACAUGAAAAUGUUAUCAAGUUUAUUGGAGCCUCUGUGGAACCAAUGAUGAUAAUUACUGAACUUUUAGAAGGUGGUUCUCUUUAUAAAAACAUGAAGAGAAUCCAUCCAAUAACUUUUAGUUUGGAACAAUGUCUAAGCUAUGCUCUUGAUAUUUCACAAGCAAUGGAAUAUCUGCAUGCAAAUGGAAUAAUUCACCGUGAUCUCAAGCCUGAUAACUUACUGCUUACCAAAAACAAUGAUCAUGUUAAAGUUGCUGAUCUUGGGUUAGCUAGAGAGAAUAUAUGUAAUCUUAUGACUUCUGAAAUCGGUACUUACCGAUAUAUGGCUCCUGAGCUAACGGGCAUAGAUCUUCCAAGGGGUGCAAAGAUAUGUUAUGAUCAUAAGGCUGAUGUGUACAGUUUUGCAAUAACUCUUUGGUCUUUGAUUAAAAAUGAAACUCCAUUUAAAGAAAAGCAAGGCAUCAUAGCAGCAUAUGGUGCAAGAAGGAAUAUCAGGCCAAGUUUGGCUGAAUUUCCAGAAGAAAUAAUCACCCUGCUGGAAUCCUGUUGGGAUAAAAACCCAAAACUCAGACCAGAAUUCAAGGAAAUCACUGAAAUACUGAUAAGCAUUCUCUUUGAUCUUUACACAGCCAAGAUUAAUGCACUUGCAAGCAUAAAACCAAUCUGUACUGAUCGCGUUGAUUUCGAAAUUGAAGAAGAAAGUUCAAAUGUGCAACAUACUACAGCUAGCUUAGUGUCCACUGUUGAGAAUGAGACUCUAGGACCCGAUGGAGGAGCAGAAGCUGUUAACAGUCUCAUAUUGGAUGAAAGUCGAGAUCAAUCUGGAUCUCAAGCUGAAUCUCAGAGUGGAACACAAACACCAUUCCAUGACUUGGUUGAAAAGAAACCAAAACAAAAGAGUAAGAUGAAGCAUUUAUUUUCCUAUUUUCUUGGUUGCAUUGCCUUUUGAUAGGGCAUUCCAGAAUUCUGCAUACAUCAAGUAUGGAUUGUUGGAUUAGCUUUCAAAGGAUCCAUCUAAGGAUUUGGCAUUGUUGGUUGAUGAGUUUAAUUUUUAUUUUCUUUUGUCAUUGAUGCAAGAAUAUCAGAACUCAAGUUUAUUUUUUAUGGCACACAGAACUCAAGUUUUUAUAUUUAUAUAUGUUUUGGUGAACUUUAUAUU